Messenger RNA from Andrographis paniculata, 843 nucleotides. Its product is annotated as zinc finger A20 and AN1 domain-containing stress-associated protein 8-like. The transcript has 2 exons. NCBI's taxonomy places the organism in Eukaryota, Viridiplantae, Streptophyta, Magnoliopsida, Lamiales, Acanthaceae. The coding region runs from base 161 to 664 and encodes 167 amino acids. Gene Ontology annotation, molecular function: zinc ion binding; DNA binding. The record is from RefSeq and is a predicted model, not a curated record.
AGUAUAUAUGCAAAGGGCAAAAGUCUUACACUAUUAAAUAUCAAGCCUCCCUUCCCCAUUCCCAACCCUCUCUCUCUCUCUCUUAACCCUUAACUUUUCUCUCCUCACCCCUCAAAUUGCUCUAAUUAUCUCCUAAACCAAGGUCGAAGAAUUUGCAGAAAUGGAGUCCUCAAAGGAGACAGGCUGCCAAGCUCCCGAAGGCCCGGUUCUUUGUGUUAAUAACUGUGGAUUCUUCGGCAGCGCGGCAACGAUGAACAUGUGCUCCAAGUGCCACAAGGAUACGAUGCUGAAACAGCAGCAGGCGAAGCUUGCAGCGACGUCCAUCGAGAACAUUGUCAAUGGCUCUUCAAGCAGCAAGCAGACGGAAACUAUUGUUGCUGAUGCACUCGACACGAAAACUAUAUUUUCUUCGCCCCAAUCGUUACCUGAAGUUGGAUCGGGACAGAAAGCAGAGGCAGUGGCGAAGGCAGGACCGAAUCGAUGUGCUGCUUGCCGCAAACGUGUUGGUCUCACCGGUUUCAGUUGCAGGUGUGGUGAUCUAUUCUGUUCAGUUCAUCGAUACUCUGACAAGCACGAGUGCCCGUUCGACUACCGGGCUGCUGCACAGGAUGCGAUAGCGAAGGCGAACCCUCUUGUUAAAGCAGAGAAGAUUGAUAAGAUCUAAAAAGCAGGGUCCAAAUGUGGCCAAAUUGGUUAUGAUGAUUGUGAUAUAUUGUUAUUGUUAUGCAUUUGGUGAAUUCUGGAGUGGUUGUCAAAAGUGGCUGUUGUCUUGCUCCAGUCUGAAACUUGUUAUUUGGUGGCAAUGGCAUGAUUAAUGUUGCUAUGGAUUUGGUAAUUUGCCCA